AACUGUCAUUUCAAUUUGUCAAUCGUGAGAUUUGACAAAAAGGAAAAGUAAUUGAAAUCUGUUUUUAAACAAAUAAUUUUAUUAUAAAAUUAAAUAUUAUUAUUAAUGUUUGAGAUAGGAAACGUAUAAUCAUAAGGACGCUAAAAUGCAAAAGAUGGCAAGAGAUUACGACCACUUAUUUAAAUUACUUAUAAUAGGAGACAGUGGUGUUGGUAAAAGUUCAUUAUUAUUAAGGUUCUCUGACAACACAUUUACAGGAAGUUAUAUAACUACUAUAGGAGUAGACUUUAAAAUAAAAACUGUUAAUGUCAAUGGUCAGAAAGUGAAGCUACAAAUUUGGGAUACUGCUGGUCAAGAGAGAUUUAGAACAAUCACCAGCACUUAUUACCGAGGUACACAUGGAGUUAUAGUUGUAUAUGAUGUUACCAAUGGAGAAAGUUUUGCAAAUGUUAAAAGGUGGCUUCACGAAAUUGAACAGAACUGUGAUUUAGUUAAUAAAGUAUUAGUUGGAAAUAAAAAUGAUACUCCAGAUAGGAAAGUGGUGCUUACAGAGGAUGCUCAAAGAUUUGCCGAUACAAUGAACAUUAAAUUAUUUGAAACAUCCGCGAAAGACAACAUGAAUGUUGAAGAGAUGUUCCUAUCAAUAACAAAAUUAGUGUUACGCUCAAAAUUGGAGAUGCAAGAAAGACAGAAUAUCAAUUCAAAUGAUACAGUCAAUUUAAGGAAGUCUAACAAACAAGGGAAAAAGAAAAACUGUUGUUAGCCUAUAACAUUUCCAAUUUACAUUUAGGUGUGGAUGUAUAAAAGGAUGAAUGGAUCUAUAGCUAUUUUUUAAUAUGCAAAUAUUCAGAUCGUAGUCUGACAUAGCUUCAGUAAAUAUUUGAUAUGAUUGAUCUUCAGGGUUUUUUUUAGUUAGUACUGGUUUUGUGAUUUGUUGAAAAUAAGGUCCAAUAUUUAUUUUUUAAAUAAAAGUGUACUGAAAAAUCAUACCACUAAAAUUAGCAAUAAGUUAUAUGAAACAUAGGGCUGAAAUAGUUACUUUGUUUAUUAAAUGUUACUCUUUCCAUGCAGCUGAUCAAUUAAUUUUGUAAUGUGUCUACUUAUUGACUACUCUCUGUCACUAUCUUUUUUAAUCUUAUGUUGUAAAAAAUAUUAAAAAAUUUGUCCUUGGAUUAUGUAGCAGAAAUAUUUGAUAACUUUGAAAUAUUUGCAACACCUCUUAUUAGUUGAAAUUUUCUAUUUAAACCAUUUUUGACCUGAGACUUUCAUAUAUUUCUGAUUUUUUUUUCAUACUGAGGCAGUAGAAUUAUUGGUUCUUCCAGCAACUACAUCAAUAGUUAUUACAACCAAUAUGUAUGGGAAUAUCUAUUUAAAUUAAUUGCAAUUGAAAUAAUUUUUGGUGCUCAAAUUAGUGUUCAAGCUAUAAAACUAGCUAUUCAAAGUCCUGGACUUUAUUAAAUUUAUACUUCCUGUUUUGGUCUGUCAUCUCUUUCAAGAUUCAAAUUUAAAUCCCUUAUAUUUGGUCAUUUAUGUGUAGUUUUACUUUCUUUUCAAAGAGUAGAAGCAUUUUUUCUAGAUUUUUUUUCUUAGAAGUACCACAUUAACUGCAAAGAUUUAUGUUUUGUUAUUGUAAAUCAUAACUCUGGGUUCGGAUGCCACUACUUCUCAGGAUCAUUUCUAUAAACAAGUUAAAGAGCACUGUUGAUGGUGGAUCUCCUUGCUUUACAUCUCUCACUUUGGUAAUCAGAAACAAAUGGGAGAUUAGGAUAUAGUUUUUUUUAUUAAAAAUAUAUAAUUUGAAAACUAUAUUAAAUUAAAAAAUUACAUGAGCUUACACAAAUUAUUUAGAACAUUUUAAAUUAAUUAUCAAGACAAUAAAACAAUCUUUGUUCAGUGAACAAUUUGAUCCAAAAAACUUUCCAUAUUCCACUAUAUCUAAGGUAACAAUAAACAUUUAUGUAAAAUUUACAAUUCAUUUUAAUUGCAUCAUAAAUUACGUUAUCUCAUUUUGCUACAUUUGCCAUUGAUUUUGGAUUAUAAAAUUUAAAAGACAAUGCUUUUUCAACACUAUGAAAAUUGAUUCAUGUUUAAACUCAAUACUAACAUUAUAUUCAACCAAAAGGUAUUUAAAUAAGCUUUCAGUCAACACAUGUUUCGAGAUAACUAUUGUAUAGAUUUUUACAAAAAACAUAUUUUUAUAGUUAUUCAACAGCAAUCAGAAUUUUCCAUCAAUUAACCCUACCUUAGUUCCUUCCAUUGAUAAUUUUCUCCACUGUUUCCCAAAUCUGCUAGGCAUCUUUACUUUCUGUGAUAUUUCUUUUGUAUUUAUGUUUUUAUUUGAUGAUGGUGCGUGUUUCUAAUCAUUCUGAUUUUUCAUUUAUGUUGUAACGGACUGUUGUGACUUAUAUGGGGUAUCCAGAAACUCUCCUAAACACAGAUACUAAAUUUAGUUUUAUCUCCAUCUAAUUUAUUUAUAUUAAAAAAUUACUAUGAAGAGGAUGACAAUUAUUAAUAUUGUGAAAUAUUACUACUGAAAAUUAAUGAGAAAAUUUGAUUAAAAUUAUGAAUCUGCUCCAAAAUGGGUUUAUUUAAAUUAUUUGGCAAUAAAAAAUUGCUUUUCAAUUCAAAACAUGAUUCAUAACUAGGAAUAGCGAAAGGAUUGGAGAAAUUUAAGUUUGUACAAGAAAUUAGACCCCAAAAAGACUCUUUGCAUUCCAAAUACAUCUCAUAACCAAAAAUAAUCACGAAACUGAAGAUAUUGCAAGAUAAAGCAUGAAUUUUGGCAUUUAAAAUAUUAAAACCAUCACAAUUAUUAACAUUGUGAACUGUUGAAUGUAUUACUACUGAAAAAUUAUGAAAAAAUUUGAUUUAAAAUUGUGAAUCUGUAAUUGAACUCCAAAAUAGGAAUAAUAAAUUUUAGCUUUGGAAAUCUUAGAAAAUUGUGAACUACACAAACGAAUUUUUUUGUUGUAUAGGAUUACAUAUGUAAAAUAAAAUUUCUGGUUAUCAAAUAUACCAAUUUAUAAUAACUUAAUUCUCAUAUAUAUAACUGAGCUAUGUCAUAUUAUGAAAUCGAAUUUUAGUUUAGAGGUCCCUGUAUAUAACAAAUUUGUAUAUACAAAGUUGUUUAUUUAUAACAGCGAAAAUAUUUUUACAGAGCUCUCUAAAGUCGCAGCAAAGACCAAAAAAAAGCAGAGUGAUAUUUUAUAAGAGCUAUUUGUUUAAUAAAAAAAUAUUUCUAUCAUAUCUAAUAGUUCAGACGUCAGGUUUUAAUGGUCACAUAUUGAGUAUUAUAUAUUUUUUUACAUCUGUAGGCUAUUCAUCAUUCAACCCUUGUAAGCUAUUCAUUUUUAGCCACCCCUUAGCCGCAAUAAUAUUGUCAAGUUGAUUUAUAAAAACAAGAGAAGCUUUCUUUUCCUACCUGAAUAGUUGGUCGCUGGUGUACACAGAGUAAUAUAAAAUGGUAUAUCAAAGUUUGGGUCAAUAUUUUCUAUUUUGUUUCCAAAAAACAAAAACAUACCUUCCAAUGAUCCAGAACUUAUUAUUAUUUAAUCAAAGUAUAUUUUUUUACAUUUAUCUAGUAUUUUAUUUCUAUACAUUUAAUUCCCGCCUUUUCAAUCGCCAUACCUGAAAUUCUCUUUUGCAGCAAUGAAAAGCUGCAACAGUGAUCAAAUGUUAUCUAAACUCCUCUUAGUGUGAACAAUAAUUUUUUCAAAUUCUGUAAAUCGAAAUAAAAAAUGUUGGAACAAUGAAAAUGAAGUUACAGAGCCUACUCAGUCUGCUGGUAAAUCCAUCACUGGAUAUUAUUUAAACAAAAACAAUUUUGUUCUAUAUCUAACAAUAAUAAAACUAAAUACUUGUUGCUUAGACAUAUGGCAGUAAAAUAUAAUGCAUCUAAAAUUAGAAGAACUACCACCACAGGUAUAUAUCCAUUUGAUUACACAGUCAGGCAUACUUUAUACAAAUGCUCAGGUAGAAUUUUUGGUACCAAUGAUGAUUUUUAUUGAAUGCCCUGUUAAUUAACACUAUGCCAACACUCAAACAAUUAGAAUUUUUGGUACCAAUGAUGAUUUUUACUGAACACACUGUUAACUACCAUUAUACCAACAUUCAAACAGUUAGAAUUUUUGGUACCAAUGAUGAUUUUUACUGAACACACUGUUAACUAACACUAUACCAACAUUUAAACAGUUAGAAUUUUUGGUACCGAUGAUGAUGAUUUCUACUGAACACAUUGUUAAUGAUACCAAAACUGGUAUGCAAGUAAUAGAAUCUUCCAUUGAUCUUUUUGAAAGGGUUUAAUUGUUUUUGUAAACUUCCCUUCUUUCUAAUAUCAUAGAUAAGUCGAUUGCAAUUGGUUUUUAAUAUGAACGAAAAAUAUUAAAAUUCAGAAAAAUACCUGGCGUCUGAGCUAAAAUGAUUUCUGCAAUUUAAAGUGUGAUAGAUGAGUUAAUAAGUGUGUUUGUACAAAUUAUAAAUAAAACCAAUGAUAAUUCUCAAUGUUAGCCAAAAUUUUUCCAAUUUUUAGUAAGAUAUCUACUCUUCCAUUUUUAAAUUUUGUUAUGUCUGUAUCGUUUUUAUUAUUUGUAUUGUACAUAAGAAUUUUUCGUAUCCACCCAUAGGUUUUAACCAAUUAAAACGUUAUGUUCAGUCUUUCAGUAUUGGUGUAUAUUUUGACAGGGGUAUAAUAACAUUAAUAACUGUCAGAAGAACUAACUGAUUGACAGGUGUAGCUGUAUUAUGUAAGUAGGUGUUGCGAAGAUUGCGUAUAGCUGGAAUUUAGCGAAGAUUACGUCAGGUUGAUGAUUGACGAGGGUAAGACAAGGCCCAAACCUUGAAGCAAAGGAAUCUGACAUGCGAAGAAUGCGUACACCACCAAUAUAAGCUGUUGACAAGAAAUUUUGUACUUUUGUUAGUAAUUUACACUAAUAUUAUUAUAUAUUAAUUAUAGUUAGUAAGUUUUAUCAGUAAGAACUGGUUUGUUGUUGUAAGUCAGCUAGGGGUGUUUCUUAAUGGUAUAUGCUUUCUUCAUCUGCCACUUUCCGCUGCCUUAAAGGUUAGGUUUUGUCUCACCCUUUAAACAUCAACUUGGCGUAAUCUUCGCUAAAUUCCAGCUAUACAAAAUCUUCGCAUAUUUUCUAAGUACCCCGUUAUGAAAUAUUUUAUGUAGCUUAUUGUGUUAUUAUAUGUAAAAAAAAUGUAACUAUUUAGAAAAUACUCUAAAAGUUAGAUACAAAAAAUGCGGUCUGGAUGGAUGUAAUGAAAAUUGUUUAUGAAAUUUAUUUAUAUACAUCAGUGGCGUACUCUGAAAUAAUUUUCGGGAAGGGGAUUAGAAGGAACUGUAACAAAAAUUGGUACUUGGGAUUUACAUAGAUAAAAUAUCUUAAUAAGUAAAACGUUUUACUAAUUAAAGAUGUAUGAAUAAAAAAUUAUUCCGUUUAAAACUACAUCCACAGUAUUUUAGUUUACAUAAAGAACUGCCGAUCUCUUCCUUCCCAUAUUAGUACGCAAAUGUAAUUUUAGAUAUUUUAAAUUUUCGAAAAUAAUCAAAAAUAUUUGUAAAAUCCUUUUUAUAUUAUAUUAUAAAAUGGUUUAAAUCACAUUUUGAAUACACUUUUUCUGGAGAUUCCUUCAAUUACUGCUCGUGAUCAGUUUUCAAUAUCAUUGUAUUGGAAAACUUUUCAACAGAAUCUUUAAUUGUAUAAAAAUUUUCACCGUCUAAAAAUGAUAAUCUCUUAUUAUGUCAAUGUGAUUUAACUUCAAUAUCAUAUUCCAAUAAAAAAUGUUCAAAAAUAUUUUGGAAAUAAUUUGAUGUGUUUCUUAUUUUCUUGAUCUGCCAAUUUCAACGCUUUUUACAAAGAUUUAGAUGAAUUUUUUGAAGUAUUUUGCUCAAGGAAAGUGAAUAAGCAUUUAACCUUUUCAACCGCAUUAUGCGCAAUCCGUAGUUUCAUUUACUUCUAUAUUCCUCCUGUUCUAAUAGGAAAAAAUGGAGGCAGAAGUUCAGAACACUCACACUAAUCAUGUUUGGGUUUAGGUGUUCUUUCAGCUUGUGGAAAACAUUGUUGAACUUAUGCUGAACAUCCCACACCAACCUUGUUUGGGUUUAUUCUUUCAGCUUGUGGAAAACAUUGUUGGACAUGUGCUGAGCAUCUCACACCAACCAUGUUUGGGUCUACAUGUCCCUUCAGCUUGAGGGAAACAUUGUUGAUUUUAUAUUUUCGAAAGUUUUAAAUCCGGAUUACAAAUGAAGUCCUAUUCGGAUGCUCCCCGGACGCCCUCUAAACUAGAACAAAUCCGGGGAAACCCAGAUGGAUGGCAACUUUAACUGUCCAAAACAGAAUACUGUUGAAUUUUAUAUUAAAAAAUAUAACUUGAACUCUCAAUAAAUAAUUUUUACUCGUCAUUAUGUUAGUACUAUUAAGUAUCCUUAAGAAAGCAAGUCAUUUUGCUAGUUGAUCAUCCAACUAAACUUAGAUAUUUAACUGUUUACAAUCUACAAUAAUAUUGAAGUAAUAACGAGUUUACAAUAAGUGCCAAAACUAUGGCUUGGUUAUUAUAUUUAUUUUCGUGAUAGGUACCUAAUAAUUUAUGUGAAGUAGUUAUUUUCAAAAUAAAAUUCAUUCAAUAUAGCAGGUGUUGGUACAGUAUAAUUUUUGUAUCCAACCAAAAAAACUUCCUUUCACUCUUACAUUCCCAUAGAAAAGAGGUACUACACUAUUGAACCCCAGUUUAUGUUCAAAUGAUCCAACUGAAACACUACUUGCCAAAGAACUAGAAUGCUUCUGUCAUUGGUUUGUUUUCGGAAAGGUAGUGGCUGUCUAGUUACAUUACAUUAAAGAGAAAUUAGUAUUUUUGCUGUUGGAGAAAAAUAUUGAACGCAUUGCCCCUAAAAUUUAGAAUAACAAUUUUUCAAAGAACGUGUAGUCAUGGAUACAAUUAGUUCUUCAUACUUUUCUAAAGAAAAAUUCAAAAAAGUUUCAAUUAAGUCUCUUUUUACUACUAUGAAUAUAGGUUUUAAAAGUUUGGAUGGACUCUAAUUUAUUCCUUUUUUUUUUAAACAAAACUCCUAUUUGUUUCAAGUUUUGCUUCAUACAUCAUCUUUAUAAAGCAUGUAUUCACUGUAAAAAAAUUGAAAAUAUGAAUUAGUUCGUUUCUGAUAAAAUUUUCAAAACGUAUAGGUUUUGUUUCUUUAUAUUUUUAACUGUGACUGUCUACAAAGGAAAAAUGAAAUUGUCAAGAUGUCAGUUCAAUAUCCUGCAUCCACUGCUAUGUAACUUGCAGCAUUAUUAAUAUUUAGCAGUGGUACUAAUUAGGUCAUAAUUUAUUUAUAAAUCAUGGUGUUAUUUCUUUAUAUAUCUGGCAAUUAUCCAUGAAUUUGUUACAUUAGAUAUAGAAGAAAUCUUCCUUAAGGUUGGAAAUAAACAAUAUUUUGUAUACCACUUGUGGAAAACGAUUUACAAUUCGAAAAUUUCGGACACAUAUCAAGAAUACCACCAUGAAUAUUAAAAACUGGAUAUUUUAAGGCAAAAUUAUAUAAUUUUAAAGUAUAACCUAAAAUAGAAUGGAAAUUAAUCAAUUCAAGUAGCUGGUUAACAAAAAUGAAAUUAGAUAUUACAUUGGAUAGAAAACUUGUGAUGUGGUUCCAAAAGCCUUCCUACACCUUGUUUGUUCUACCUUUAUUUUCAUCGAUAUUUCUCAACUGAUUUUUAAAUUCUAAUUUUAAAAAAACAUAACAUCAGUAUAUAACCACUAAAUGAUGGCAAUCAGUAGCUUACUUUAAAUUUUAUCCUGUUCCACUACUAUUUUAAUCUAUUCUCAUUAUGAACCAUUAUUAAGAAGCUUUUAAUCAGUAUAAAUAAAAAAAUCUCCAACCUUUUACUUCUUAGACCUGCGCAUACGUUAUAGGUGAUGAUUCAACUUGAUUUUAGCUCUCUUUUGAUUGAAAAUCUGUUAUUUUGAACUGAUUUUCUAUAAAAAGAAAUAUAUCAUCACAAGAAAAAAAAAUCUUCAUGGUUAAAUAUAUUGGGGAUGUUUGAAUAACUAAAUUAAUAUACUGUUGCCGAAGAUCUAUGAAUAGUUAAAAAUUUGAAAAAUUAUAAUGUAUUUGAUAUAUCUUACCAUUUUUACAUUUGAGUGAACUCCUUGCUAUAAACAGGAAAUUACUGAUUUUUAGAGAGCAUAUCAAUUUGCUGAGAAUCAUCCAUUGACAAUAUUAGAAAUAAACUUUUAUCCAAGAAUGCAUUAUUUUAAUUGCAAGUGUUGAAAAAUAUGUGUACCCUGUUUAUUUAAAAAUAAAUUGUAUAUUUG
This is a messenger RNA of Diorhabda sublineata, 8307 nucleotides long. It is a transcript of the gene Rab35, whose product is annotated as ras-related protein Rab-35. Lineage: Eukaryota; Metazoa; Arthropoda; Insecta; Coleoptera; Chrysomelidae. The transcript has 3 exons. Gene Ontology annotation, molecular function: GTPase activity; GTP binding. Gene Ontology annotation, biological process: regulation of exocytosis; protein secretion. Bases 146 to 763 code for a protein of 205 amino acids. The record is from RefSeq and is a predicted model, not a curated record.